Molecule: messenger RNA, 264 nt
Organism: Symbiodinium sp. CCMP2592
Lineage: Eukaryota; Dinophyceae; Suessiales; Symbiodiniaceae
Source: the annotation of a GenBank genome assembly
AUGUGUGCGGAGAUGCCCAGACAGCUACCAGAAGAAGUGUCGCACAGAAGCCGGCAAAUAUCUGGCGUGUAUGGAAGAGAACAAAUCCUGGAAGUCGCAAACGCGGUUCACGUACAUGCGAUUUCUGGAGCAUUUCCGCCUCUUCACAGAAGGUUCUGGGGGCCGAGAGGAAGGAAUUGGCCGGUUCUUGUACAAAGAUCCGACUCCCAGGACCCAUGGUGUCGGCACCGUCAUGGAAUUUGGCCGUACGGAGGGUGGGGCUAG